UUAUUGUAAUAGCGCUCUCGGGCCGGCGGGGUUCUUUCUGGACGCUACAGCAAUGGCGGAGCAGCAGCAGCAGUUCUACCUCUUACUGGGGAACCUGAUGAGCCCUGAUAACGCGAUCAGGAAGCAGUCAGAGGAAACAUAUGACACCAUUCCAGGUUCAACAAAGAUCACCUUCCUUCUCCAGGCCAUCCGAGAUGUUUCUGCUGCUGAGGAGGUUAAGCAGAUGGCCGCCGUUCUGCUGCGGCGAUUGUUGUCCUCAUCGUUUGAAGAAGUCUAUCCGAGUCUGACUGUAGAUGUUCAGAUGGCCAUCAAAACAGAGCUGCUUGCCAGCAUACAAAUGGAUGGAUCUUCUAGUAUUCGCAAGAAGGUCUGUGAUGUGGCUGCCGAGCUGUCCCGCAACCUGCUUGAUGACGAUGGUAACAAUCAGUGGCCGGAGCUCCUCAAGUUCCUGUUCGACUCUGUUAACUCUCAGAACGUUGCUCUGCGGGAAGCUGCGCUCCAUAUUUUCUGGAAUUUUCCGGGAAUUUUUGGCAACCAGCAGCAGCAUUAUAUGGAGGUUAUCAAGCGCAUGUUGGUGCAGUGCAUGCAGGACCAGGACAAUGCUCAGAUUCGUACCCUGGCAGCCCGAGCCACCGCCUCCUUCAUCCUGUCCAACGAGGGCAACUCAGCACUGCUUAAACACUUUUCUGACCUGCUGCCUGGAAUCCUGCAGGCAGUGGAUCAGUCCUGUUACAGUGGAGAUGAUUCUGUGCUGAAGUCUCUGGUAGAAAUUGCAGACACUGCCCCCAAAUACCUGAGGCCAAACCUGGAGGCCACGCUGCAGCUCUGUCUGAAGUUGUGUGCAGAUACCAACUUGUCGAAUAUGCAGAGGCAGCUGGCUCUGGAAGUGAUUGUGACGCUUUCUGAGACUGCUGCUGCCAUGCUGAGGAAACACACGUCAAUCGUGGCACAGAGCGUUCCCCAGAUGUUGGCUAUGAUGGUGGAUUUGGAAGAGGAUGAGGACUGGGCAAUGGCAGAUGAAUUGGAGGAUGAUGAUUUUGACAGUAAUGCAGUGGCAGGUGAAAGUGCUCUGGACAGAGUUGCGUGUGGCCUUGGAGGAAAAAUUGUGCUUCCCAUGAUUAAACAGCACAUUAUGCAAAUGCUGCAGAAUUCCGAUUGGAGGUACAGGCAUGCUGGUCUUAUGGCGUUGUCUGCCAUUGGCGAAGGUUGCCAUCAGCAAAUGGAGACAAUUUUGAAUGAAAUUGUCAACUUCGUUCUGCUUUUCUGCCAAGAUCCUCACCCUAGAGUACGAUAUGCUGCCUGCAAUGCCAUUGGUCAGAUGGCAACAGACUUUGCCCCUACCUUCCAAAAGAAGUUCCAUGACAAGGUGAUCUCUGCCCUGCUGCAGACCAUGGAGGACCAGUCGAACCCUCGCGUCCAGGCUCACGCUGCUGCAGCUCUGAUUAACUUCACAGAGGACUGCCCCAAAGCUCUCCUCAUUCCCUACCUGGACAACCUGGUUCAGCACCUCCAUGUGAUCAUGGUUGCCAAGCUUCAAGAGCUGAUUCAGAAGGGCACCAAGCUGGUGCUGGAGCAGGUGGUGACCUCCAUUGCAUCAGUGGCUGACACAGCAGAGGAGAAGUUCGUUCCUUAUUAUGAUCUUUUCAUGCCCUCCCUGAAACACAUAGUAGAGAACGCCGUACAGAAGGAGCUUCGUCUGCUCAGAGGAAAGACCAUCGAGUGCAUCAGUCUGAUCGGUCUGGCUGUGGGCAAAGAGAAGUUCAUACCUGACGCCUCAGCAGUGAUGCAGCUGCUCCUGAAAACACAGACUGACUUUAAUGACCUGGAAGAUGAUGAUCCACAGAUCUCCUACAUGAUCUCUGCGUGGGCCAGGAUGUGUAAGAUUUUGGGGAAGGAGUUCCAGCAGUACCUGCCUGUGGUUAUGGGUCCACUUAUGAAAACUGCGUCCAUUAAGCCUGAAGUAGCUCUUCUGGACACCCAGGACAUGGAGAACAUGUCUGAAGACGAUGGUUGGGAGUUUGUGAAUCUGGGAGAUCAACAAAGCUUCGGAAUAAAGACAGCUGGGUUAGAAGAGAAAGCUACAGCAUGUCAGAUGUUGGUCUGCUAUGCCAAGGAGUUAAAGGAAGGUUUUGUGGAGUACACAGAGCAGGUGGUGAAGCUGAUGGUUCCUUUGCUGAAAUUCUACUUCCAUGAUGGUGUGCGUGUAGCUGCUGCUGAGUCCAUGCCUUUGCUGUUGGAAUGUGCUCGGGUCCGUGGCCCCGAGUAUCUCACUCAGAUGUGGCAUUUCAUGUGUGAUGCUCUCAUCAAGUCUAUUGGCACUGAACCAGACUCGGAUGUGCUUUCAGAAAUCAUGCACUCCUUCGCAAAGUGCAUUGAGUUAAUGGGAGAUGGCUGUUUAAACAAUGAGCACUUUGAGGAAUUGGGAGGAAUUCUGAAGGGAAAACUGGAGGAGCACUUUAAAAACCAGGAACUCAGACAAGCCAAAAGACAGGAUGAAGACUAUGAUGAGCAAGUUGAGGAAACAUUACAAGAUGAGGAUGAGAAUGAUGUCUACAUCCUUACCAAGGUUUCAGACAUUCUGCACUCAGUGUUCAGCAGUUACAAAGAGAAAGUGCUUCCCUGGUUUGAGCAGCUUCUUCAGCUUAUAGUGAAUCUUGUGUGUCCACAUAGACCCUGGGCAGACAGACAGUGGGGUUUAUGCAUCUUCGAUGAUGUGAUUGAGCACUGCAGUCCCUCGUCGUUUAAGUAUGCGGAGUACUUCCUGAGACCCAUGAUUCAGUCUCUGUGUGACACCAGCCCUGAGGUUCGGCAGGCGGCCGCGUACGGGAUCGGUGUUAUGGCCCAGUUUGGAGGAGAGAGCUACAGGCCCUUCUGUACAGAAGCGAUUCCUCUCCUGAUCGGUGUGAUCCAGGCUGCAGAGUCCAAAGCCAAAGAGAACGUCAACGCAACAGAGAACUGCAUCUCUGCUGUGGGGAAGGUCAUGAGGUAUCGGCCUGAGUGCAUCAACGUCAGCGAGGUUCUUCCUCACUGGGUUUCAUGGCUGCCGCUCAACGAAGACAAAGAAGAGGCUGUGCACACUUUUAAUUAUCUGUGUGAUCUUAUUGAAUGCAAUAAUCCUGUGGUUCUCGGCCCCGACAAUACAAACCUUCCCAAGAUUUUCCUCAUCAUUGCUGAGGGAGUUGCUAAUGAAUCCAUUAAGAGCGAUUACGACUGCAGCAAGAGGCUGGCUAACGUCAUCCGUCAAGUACAGGUCUCUGGAGGACUGUGGACACAGUGUGUAUCCAGUCUUAAUGAAGCUCACCAAAAGGCCAUUCAGGAUCUCCUCAACACAGCAUGAGUGAAGCUGUCCUGUCCGCUCAGCCACCUUAUAAGAACUCUUUGAUUUGGAAGACGUCUUCGGAACCCUACCCCAUUCCUCUCCAGGAACUGUAGCAUGGCUUUAUUGUAGGACUAAGUUCCACACCUUCCCCUCCCAUUGGUUCAGCUUCCCAAAGAAAGUCUUCAGAGAAGAAUCCUUGGGCUCAUCUGAUUGAAAGUAGGAAGGUGAAGUCACUGUCAUUAGGUGUUAAAGUAUUUCCAGUGUAGGAACUAUACUUCUUCUCUCCAUAUUGAGUUAGCUCAGCCGUAUUAUCAAAAACUUCUCGUCUAUUAAAACGUAACACAAUCUGAGACUUCAUCUGAUCUCUGAAUCAAAACCUGCUUGUUGAGCUUGGAAGACUCAGUGGUCAGUUACACAGUUACUUUUGUUUGUUUACUUUUUUUUUUUUUUUUUUCCUUUGGUUUGGAUUUUUAUUUUAAAUUUUGUUUUCCUUUAUUUUUCUUUAUGGUUAACAAUGAAUGGGAGGAGGGGGUUGCAGCAUCUGUUUGCUCCGUGCAGGUGUGUUCUAACAGUAUGUUCUGUCUUUAGUCCACUCACUCCAAGAUUUAAAAAUAAAAAGAUUAUAGAUAA
This is a messenger RNA of Astyanax mexicanus (Mexican tetra), 3949 nucleotides long. It is a transcript of the gene ipo5, whose product is annotated as karyopherin (importin) beta 3. The record is from RefSeq and is a predicted model, not a curated record. Gene Ontology annotation, cellular component: cytoplasm; nucleus. NCBI's taxonomy places the organism in Eukaryota, Metazoa, Chordata, Actinopteri, Characiformes, Acestrorhamphidae. Gene Ontology annotation, molecular function: nuclear import signal receptor activity; protein binding. The coding region runs from base 53 to 3337 and encodes 1094 amino acids. The transcript is spliced from 26 exons. Gene Ontology annotation, biological process: protein import into nucleus.